AUGCCAGUCUACCUAGUACACGGCUUCCGAUGGCCGCGCGAGGGCUUCACAGGCAUCCGCGUCCACGCGGUCGUGCACAACCUCGACGACUGCAGCGUCGAGUACAUCCAGAACGACCACUCACGGGCUGAGCUGCUCAAGAGUUUCCGCAAAGCAUGGCCGGAGAUCAUGAAGGAGCUAGAUGGGCCAGCCACCACCGGGCGCGACAGUCGGCUCGAGUUUAUCGAGCAAUACGAACCUGACGACCUGGAGUCGCCGAAUGCCGUGAGCCAGCCGUACGCGUUCGUCGGGGACAAGGUGGUAAUGAUUGCUGCGAAGCCCGGCACUACUACUACGGCACAGACCACAGGAGUAUCAACACCAACAAUGCCUUCGACGCCUAAGACGCCUGGGUCUGGGUCGCAGCAGCAGCAGCAGUCGAGGAGACAACCGGUUACGUCGCCAAAAUCAACGACAACUCCAUCGGGCAGCGUUGGGAAGAAGUCGGGCGCCGCCGCCGCCGCUGCUGUCGCUGCUGCUUUUGAUCCCACCGCACUCAGCAUCAACAUUGACGAAGUUAUUGCCCAGGGACCAGGAACGUCAGCCAAGGCAUGGGAGGCGUUUGCGGAUUUGCGCGACAAGCUCGCCGAGGGCGAGAAGAUUGGCUGGUGGGUGGUUUACAAUGGCGAUCCGGAGAGGAGUUAUGAUGAUGACGAGGACGAGCUUGAGGAGGAAUACGAGGACGAAGAGGUGGACCAGGGCGAGGAUACGGAAGAGUACUACGAGGAUACUCAUCAAAAGGGCCAUGUUCCUUAUUCACCGCAACAACAGAAACAGCGCAUCCACCGCCUUGAACAAGAGCUAGCCCGAGCCCAGACUCCUCGACCUCGCACCGCUCCUCAGGCUGCCGAUGAAGCUAACAGCUCGAGCACCUCAACCAUCCGCGCCAGUCAGCAGCCGACCCGGACAGGUCCUUUGCCUCAUAUAGCUGCGCAACAACAACAUCAACAGCACAACAAUAACAACAACCUGACUGCUCUCCCCGUCCGUCCUAGUCCCCCAGUGGCGACUGCACUUGCAGCGGCGACUCGCUCCGAGAAGGGGAAACAGAAAGAGAGCAUCCCGGAACCCGGGAAGCUGAAGGAAACGGCCAGAUCGCAGGGAUUGCGCAAAAAGUUUUUUGGAAAACGAUUAUGA
Molecule: messenger RNA, 1176 nt
Organism: Exophiala dermatitidis NIH/UT8656
Lineage: Eukaryota; Fungi; Ascomycota; Eurotiomycetes; Chaetothyriales; Herpotrichiellaceae
Exons: 1
Coding region: 1-1176 (391 amino acids)
Source: RefSeq, a predicted model, not a curated record